AUGGACUACCUGCUAGGAGUCAACCCACUUAACGCCUCCUACAUGGUCGGCUUCGGCCAGUCCUAUCCACAGAAGCUGCGCCACCGGGCGGCGUCCAUCGUCUCGUUCAAAGCGGACAGCACGCCGGUUACCUGUGAGGGCGGCAAGGCGGACUGGCUCAUGAGCGCGGACCCCAACCCCAACGUGCACGUGGGGGCCAUUGUUGGGGGGCCUGACGCGGACGAUGCAUUCAUGGACGACAGGCAGCAGGCAGCAUUCAACGAGCCAUCCCUGUUCACCAACGCUGCUGCUGUCGGUGCCCUCGCCCGCCUUGCUGCCGGCGCCCUCCCCCCCGGCCCCUCGCCCCCCCCUGCCCCGCCCUCCCCUCCCCCUCCGCCAUCCCCUCCUCCCAACCCCCCUCCUCCCCCGCGCCCGCCCAAGCCCCCUCCGCCUCCCCCCAGCCCGCCCUCCCCUCCGCCUUUUCCCCCACCUCCAGCCACGCAAGUGACCAUCACGUGCACCAUCUCAGGGGGAUGGACGGCAGACGGCAAGGACGUGGCACAGUGGGGGUGCACCCUCACCAACACAGACCCUCUCUACCCCGUCACAGCCAUCUCGCUGCUCUGCUCCUCCUUUCAGCCGCAGCAGUACUGGAACAUCGACCCCGUAGCCUGCGCUCUCCCGGACUGGGCCAGGAACCUGGGUCCGGGGGGGAGUGCCUCGUUUGGAUUCAUACAGGAAAAGGCGACCGGGUUUCCCCCUCCUCCAACCAACGCCCCUCCUCCUACCACCCCCCCUCCUUCCCCUCCUCCUUCCUCCUCCUCUCUCUCGCUCGAGCAAAACCUGCUGUACGAAUGGCCUCCUGACGCUGCUGCAUUCAACAUCACCAUUUCAAAUCCAUCCACCCGCACCGCUGUUGUGGUUACCAUAUCCGUAACCCUGCCCGUCGAUGACCCUCCUAUUACCAGCGUCUGGGGUCUUUCCGCUGCGGGCAGCUCCACCGACAGCUCUUCGGGCAGCUUGAAAAUUGUGACGCUGUACCGGGUUAGUGCGAAUCUGCUGCCCAUGCUGCCCGGAGAGACGGCGCAGGUGGGGUACAUCAAGCCUGGGCAGCCCGGAAAUGUUUCCAUUGCAGAGGUAGCAUGGAUGGAGCAGUCCCCCCCUCCCCCUUCCCCUCCCACCAAACGGUCCCCUCCUCCUAAACCCCCCCGUCCCCCUCCGCCUAAACCCCCCCGACCCCCUCCCCCUCGGCCCCCAAAGCCUCCUCCUCGACCCCCACCCCGCCCUCCCCCCCGCCCUCCCCCACGCCCCCCACCACGGCCUCCCCCACGGCCUCCCCCACGCCCUCCCCCGCGCCCUCCCCCACGCCCUCCCCCAAGACCUCCCCCCCCCAAAAAAAGGUAA
This is a messenger RNA of Closterium sp. Naga37s-1, 1383 nucleotides long. Lineage: Eukaryota; Viridiplantae; Streptophyta; Zygnematophyceae; Desmidiales; Closteriaceae. The record is from the annotation of a GenBank genome assembly.